GGCGGCGGCGCGGAAUGUGAGCAUGGCCGGCCCCUUCGUGGCGAGCCCGGAUCGCGGCUGGUUAACCAGGCUGGCUGUUUCCAUAACCCCCUAGAUGUGGAGCCCUGAAGGAUCUGAGAGGUUAUUGGACCACUUGCCUCCCCUCCCCCCCUCCAACUGCUGCCAUGUGUACAGCCGUCUGUCCCUGGGCCCUCCUGCUGCUGGGGGGAGUGUGGGCGGUGGCCAGCAGUGCUGAACCCCCCUUCCGGACUUUCCCGGUGAGCGACUGGAGUUUGACCCACCUGGUUGUCCACAACAAGACGGGAGAGGUGUAUGUGGGGGCCGUCAACCGCAUCUACAAGCUCUCAAGCAAUCUGACCUUGCUGCGGACCCAUGUCACGGGCCCCGUAGAUGACAAUGAAAAGUGCUACCCGCCCCCCAGUGUCCAGUCCUGCCCCCACGGGCUGGUGACCACCAACAACGUCAACAAGCUUCUCCUGGUGGACUAUGCAGCCAACCGGCUCAUCGCCUGUGGGAGCACCUCCCAGGGCAUCUGCCAGUUCCUGCGUCUCGACGACCUCUUCAAGCUGGGCGAGCCUCAUCACCGCAAGGAACACUACCUGUCCAGCGUCAAUGAGUCGGGCACCAUGUCCGGCGUGCUCAUCGAGGUCCCCGGCGGGCACGACAAGCUCUUCAUCGGCACCCCCAUCGACGGCAAGUCCGAGUAUUUCCCCACUCUGUCCAGCCGCAAGCUGAUGGAGAACGAGGAGAAUGCGGAGAUGUUCGGCUUCGUCUACCAGGACGAGUUUGUGUCGUCCCAGCUCAAGAUCCCCUCGGACACCUUGUCCAAGUUCCCAGCCUUCGACAUCUACUACAUCUACAGUUUCAGCAGCGAGCAGUUUGUCUACUACCUGACCCUGCAGCUGGACACUCAGCUGACCUCACCAGACUCCACGGGUGAGCAGUUCUUCACUUCGAAGAUUGUCCGCCUCUGCGUGGACGACCCCAAGUUCUAUUCCUACGUGGAGUUCCCCAUCGGCUGUGUGCAGGGCGGCGUCGAGUACCGCCUGGUGCAGGACGCCUACCUGAGCAAGCCGGGCAAGGCCCUGGCCCGCCAGCUCGGCGUGUCCGAGGGUGAAGACGUGCUCUUCACCGUGUUCGCCCAGGGCCAGAAGAACCGGGUCAAGCCGCCCAAGGAGUCUGUGCUCUGCCUCUUCACCCUCAAGAAGAUCAAGGACAAGAUUAAGGAGAGGAUCCAGUCGUGUUACCGGGGGGAGGGCAAGCUCUCCCUGCCCUGGCUCCUGAACAAGGAGCUGGGUUGCAUCAACUCGCCUUUGCAGAUUGAUGAUGAUUUCUGUGGGCAAGACUUUAACCAGCCUCUGGGUGGUACUGUGACCAUUGAGGGCACACCACUCUUUGUGGACAAGGAAGAUGGCAUGACGUCAGUGGCUGCCUAUGACUACCAGGGCCACACGGUGGUCUUUGCAGGGACCCGGAGUGGCCGUAUCAAAAAGAUUCUAGUGGACUUGUCCAGUCCCGGGGGACGCCCUGCCUUGCAGUACGAGAAUGUGGUGGCCCACGAGGGCAGCUCCAUUCUGAGAGAUCUAGUCCUCAGCCCCAGCCGGCAGUAUAUCUAUGCCAUGACCGAGAAACAGGUGACUCGGGUUCCGGUAGAGAGCUGUGAGCAGUAUGCCACGUGUGAGCUGUGCCUGGGCUCCCGGGAUCCCCACUGUGGAUGGUGUGUCCUUCAUAACAUUUGUUCUCGGAAGGAUCGCUGUGAGCGGGCUGACGAGCCCCAGCGUUUUGCAUCUGACCUGCUCCAGUGCGUCCAGCUCACCGUUCGGCCCAAGAACAUCUCGGUCACCAUGUCUGAAGUCCUGCUUGUCCUGCAAGCCUGGAAUGUUCCCGAUCUCUCAGCGGGAAUCAAUUGUUCCUUUGAAGACUUUACAGAGUCAGAGAGCCGCAUCGAGGAUGGGAAAAUCUACUGCCGCUCCCCCUCCUCCAAGGACGUUGUGCCCAUCACUCGGGGCCAGGGAGACAAGAGGGUUGUGAAACUUUACCUGAAGUCCAAGGAGACGGGAAAGAAGUUUGCAUCCGUGGAUUUUGUCUUUUACAACUGCAGCGUUCACCAGUCCUGCCUGUCCUGUGUGAAUGGAUCCUUCCCCUGUCACUGGUGCAAAUACCGACACAUUUGCACCCACAAUGCUGCAGACUGCUCCUUCCAAGAAGGCCGGGUCAAUGUGUCGGAGGAUUGCCCUCAGAUCCUGCCAUCUACGCAGAUCUAUGUCCCGGUGGGCGUGGUAAAGCCCAUCACACUGACGGCCAAGAACCUGCCCCAGCCUCAGUCCGGCCAGCGCAAUUACGAGUGCAUCUUCCACAUCCCCGGCAACCCGGCCCGCGUUACCGCCUUGCGCUUCAACAGCACCAGCAUCCAGUGUCAGAACACAUCGUACACCUAUGAAGGGAAUGACAUCAGCGACCUGCCCGUCAACCUCUCUGUUGUGUGGAAUGGCAACUUUGUCAUUGACAACCCCCAGAACAUCCAAGCUCAUCUGUAUAAGUGCUCUGCCCUUCGUGAGAGCUGCGGGCUGUGCCUCAAAGCGGACCCACGAUUUGAGUGUGGCUGGUGCUUAGCUGAGAAGCGAUGCUCCCUACGCCAUCACUGCCCCGCCCCGGAUAUUGGCUGGAUGCACGCCAGUAGCGGCAACAGCCGCUGCGCAGACCCCAAGAUCCUCAAGCUUUCGCCGGAGACCGGCCCUAGGCAAGGUGGUACUCGGCUCACCAUCACGGGCGAGAACCUCGGCCUGAAGUUCGAGGACGUGAGGUUGGGUGUGCGUGUGGGGAAGGUGAUAUGCAGUCCCAUCGAGAGUGAAUACAUCAGCGCCGAGCAGAUUGUCUGUGAGAUCGGAGACGCGAGCCUCGGCCGAGCUCACGACGCCCUGGUGGAGGUGUGCGUGCGAGACUGUUCCCCUCACUACCGCGCCAUGUCUCCCAAGAGGUUCACGUUCGUGACCCCCACCUUCUACCGGGUGACCCCUGCUCGUGGUCCACUUUCUGGGGGUACCUGGAUUGGUAUUGAGGGAAAUCACCUGAAUGCCGGCAGUGAUGUGGCCGUCUCCAUCGGGGGCCGGCCCUGCACUUUCUCCUGGAGAAAUUCCCGGGAAAUCCGCUGCCGCACCCCCCCAGGACAGAAUCCUGGUGGUGCCAACAUUGUCAUCAACAUUAACCGGGCUGAACUCAGCAACUCUGAUGUGAAAUACAAUUACACCGAGGACCCUACCAUCCAGAAGAUUGACCCUGAGUGGAGUAUUAACAGCGGCGGAACACUCCUCACCGUCACGGGCACCAACCUGGCCACUGUCCGAGAGCCCCGGAUUCGUGCCAAGUAUGGCAGUGCUGAAAGGGAAAACACUUGUAUGGUGUACAACGACACCACCAUGGUGUGCCAGGCCCCGUCUAUUGACAACCCCACCCGGAGUCCCCCUGAAUUGGGUGACCGGCCAGAUGAAUUGGGCUUUGUGAUGGACAACGUGCGAUCCCUGCUCAUUAUCAACAGCACCAACUUCCUCUACUAUCCUGAUCCCGUCUUUGAGCCCCUCAGCCCCUCUGGCAUCCUGGAACUCAAGCCCAGCUCCCCCCUCAUCCUCAAGGGCCGGAACCUCCUCCCUCCUGCAUCAGGGAACUCCAGGCUCAACUACACUGUGCUCAUUGGGUCCACACCUUGUGUGCUGACUGUGUCUGAGACCCAGCUGCUGUGUGAAUCACCCAACCUCACUGGUCAGCACAAAGUCACGAUCAAGGCAGGCGGCUUUGAGUUCUCACCGGGGACGCUGCAGGUAUACUCGGACAGCCUCCUGACUCUGCCGGCCAUCAUUGGCAUCGGGGGCGGUGGGGGUUUGCUGCUACUGGUCAUCAUCGUCGUCCUCAUUGCUUACAAGCGCAAGUCCCGGGAUGCUGACCGCACCCUCAAACGCCUGCAGCUCCAGAUGGACAACCUGGAGUCCCGAGUGGCCCUCGAGUGCAAGGAAGCCUUUGCAGAACUGCAAACAGACAUCCAUGAGCUGACCAAUGACCUGGACGGAGCUGGCAUCCCCUUCUUGGACUAUCGCACCUAUGCCAUGAGGGUCCUCUUCCCGGGCAUCGAAGACCACCCGGUGCUGAAGGAGAUGGAGGUGCAGGCCAAUGUGGAGAAGUCGCUCACCCUGUUUGGACAGCUCCUGAACAAGAAACACUUCCUGCUGACCUUCAUCCGCACGCUGGAGGCCCAGCGCAGCUUCUCCAUGAGGGACCGCGGCAAUGUGGCGUCCCUCAUCAUGACGGCGCUGCAAGGGGAGAUGGAGUACGCCACGGGUGUCCUGAAGCAGCUCCUCUCAGACCUCAUCGAGAAGAAUCUGGAGAGUAAGAACCAUCCCAAGCUGCUUCUGCGGAGGACAGAGUCGGUAGCAGAGAAAAUGCUAACAAACUGGUUCACAUUUCUACUGUACAAGUUUCUCAAGGAGUGUGCAGGGGAGCCUCUCUUUAUGCUGUAUUGCGCCAUCAAGCAACAGAUGGAGAAAGGUCCAAUUGAUGCCAUCACUGGCGAGGCCCGCUACUCCUUGAGUGAAGACAAACUCAUCCGCCAGCAGAUUGACUACAAGAUGCUGACACUGAACUGUGUGAAUCCGGAGAAUGAGAACGCCCCGGAGAUCCCUGUCAAGGUGCUGAACUGCGACACCAUCACGCAAGUGAAAGAGAAGCUUCUGGAUGCUGUUUACAAGGGAGUUCCAUACUCCCAGAGACCCAAGGCCGGGGAUAUGGACCUGGAGUGGCGCCAGGGCCGAAUGGCCAGAAUCAUCCUGCAGGACGAGGAUGUAACCACCAAGAUAGACAAUGACUGGAAAAGACUCAAUACCCUGGCCCAUUAUCAGGUGACUGAUGGCUCCUCGGUGGCCCUGGUACCCAAGCAGAACUCUGCCUAUAAUAUCUCCAACUCCUCCACCUUCACAAAGUCCCUCAGCAGAUACGAGAGCAUGCUCAGGACCGCCAGCAGUCCAGACAGCCUGCGCUCACGCACCCCGAUGAUCACGCCUGACCUAGAGAGUGGCACCAAGCUGUGGCACCUGGUCAAGAACCAUGACCACUUAGACCAGCGGGAAGGGGACCGAGGCAGCAAGAUGGUCUCUGAGAUCUACCUGACCCGGCUGCUGGCCACGAAGGGGACCUUACAGAAGUUUGUGGAUGACCUAUUUGAGACCAUCUUCAGCACAGCUCACAGGGGCAGUGCUCUCCCCCUUGCAAUCAAAUACAUGUUUGAUUUCCUGGAUGAGCAAGCUGACAAACACCAGAUCCAUGACUAUGAUGUUCGGCAUACCUGGAAAAGCAACUGCCUACCUCUGCGCUUUUGGGUGAAUGUGAUCAAGAACCCACAGUUCGUGUUCGACAUCCACAAGAACAGCAUCACGGACGCCUGCCUGUCUGUGGUGGCCCAGACAUUCAUGGACUCCUGUUCCACCUCUGAGCACAAGCUGGGCAAGGACUCUCCCUCUAACAAGCUGCUGUAUGCCAAGGACAUCCCCAACUACAAGAGCUGGGUGGAGAGGUACUACUCAGACAUUGCCAAGAUGCCCGCAAUCAGUGACCAGGACAUGAGUGCCUACCUGGCGGAACAGUCACGUCUACACCUCAGCCAGUUCAACAGCAUGAGUGCUCUGCACGAGAUCUACUCCUACAUCACGAAGUACAAGGAUGAGAUAUUAGCUGCAUUGGAGAAGGACGAACAGGCGCGAAAACAGCGGCUUCGGAGCAAGCUGGAGCAGGUGGUAGACACGAUGGCCCUGAGCAGCUGAAAAGUCCAGCAGGGCUCUUGGUGACUUUUUCCUAGUGGCAGACUCUGAGAACCAGAGAGACAAAGGCAGAGAGAGAGGCUAGCAGCAGGGGCAGCGGUGUCUGUCCCGCACCCCCGGCCAUGCCGGGGAGGAAGCGGGGGACCGCGCUGCAUUCACCAGAGCCCCUCCCUGAGCCAGCCAGCACCGCCAAGCCAAGGAAAAUGCCAACACUUGAUCUGCCGAAGAAGGGAGAAUCACAAAACCCACUCGUCAGCCUGCCUGGAGAGAGAGAAGGAGAGAGAGAAGGACCUUUCCAGGCAGCAGCACGUGGUGGGAGGCAGGGAAGGAGGCCACAAUCACUUGGCAAGGAGGCAGUAGCCAUGCACGCCUCCACUCCUCACGGAAGGCUGGCACAGUGGAAAUGGUGCUCCCUGUGAGGGAUGAUGCCGGGGGAGAGGGUGGGCAUCUUGAAUCCUUCCCUCCGCCCCCCACCCCCUUUUCUUUUCCACGGAGGUUUCAGAUUUUAACUCCUCCAAAUGUGACUGACUGUUUUCUUCCACUCUCUCCUCUGUACCCCCUGGACCCAUUCUCUCCCCCUCCCCUCCCCCAUCUUUCUCAUUUACCUGCUUUAUUUGCACAGCUUACAGAACAUCAAAAAUUUCCUUUUACAAAUCCACAAAUAGAAAGGAAAAAAAAUGUAACGAGAAAGGUUUUAUAUAUGACAUGAAAUUGACUUCUCUCCCCCCACCCCCCAAGUGAGAGGGAAACCUUUAAACUGGUUGUCAGAGCCCAAACAGCACAAAAAAAGGAAAGAGGGUAUGCAGUAGGGGUGAAAGUUCCUUGUCCCGUACCACGUGUCGUCUGUAUCCCCCUCAGCCACAAAUGGGAGAGAAAAGCACCGAGGUGCUCCCCAGAUCGAGGGAAGGGGUCCAGGGUCAGAGAAUGACAAAGGGCAGCUCCUGAGGGGCCAGGGAUGGAGCUGGGAAGGACAUGCCUUCAAUUCUGCCCUACAUCAUUAUCAAGGGCUGCUGGGAGUUGGUCAGGUGGGACAGGGGGAGGAGGUGUGGCCCACUCUCUCCCUGGUCCCUCCCUGCUCCCUGCUCCUUUCCUCCUUCCCAUUAUCCCAAGCCCUAGCCUGCCCCCCUAUCCAUGGGCUUCCUAAAUUUGUGACCUCCUCAAACCCGGUACAUCGUCUUCGAGGGCCAAAGGAUAAGAUUCCCCUUGGAAGUGUCUUGGUGGGAUACCUGUCUCUGCUGCUGAUAGGUCCAUAUUCUGGAAACCCACAUCUGGCUCCGGACAAAGUCAUUCAGUGGAGAGCUUUGCCUGAGUUCUGGAGUACCCUGUUUGUCUGAUCUCCUUCUGGAAAAGGGCUUGAUGCCUCUGAACCUAGAACUUCCCUAGAACACCUUGGCCCCGGGUUGUGGUCACAUGUGAGACUGCCCUUCACACCGAUACCAGAGAUGAGGAGAGGCAGAGAGAGGACUAACCCCUCUUCUAUCCUUCACUGAUGCUGUUGGAAAGAAAGAGGCAAGGCAAGGCAAUACUCUCUGCCUCCCUUCCCCACAGGGUUGAAUCAUGACCCUACAGGCAAGAGUCCUCAUUUCUUCUGGUUGAGUCACAGAGCCACAGAAACAUUGGCUCCAAUGGAGCCUCCUAGAGCUGGGUGACAAAGUGGGUGGGGUGGCUCUCAGCCACAUCCAAAGGUCACCACCCCCUUCCCUGUUUCCUCUCUCCUGGGAGAUCCUUGUUAGAACUGGGCCUGUUGAGGGACUGGGAGAGAAGGGAGUCAUCGGCAGUAGAUACUUCAAAUAAGUUACCAAGUUCUGGGGCAGAGAUGUUCUGGCUGAUGGUGAGAGGGAAUAAAUCACUAACUUUUGUCUGGCCCAAGUCUUCUGUCAUCCUUGACUAUUAUCCAGCGGCAGCUGGCCACAAGCUCUGUCCUCUAGGUCUAAUAAACGGAAGAAAUAGAGACAGAGGGUUUCCUGAGGAUUCAGUUGGAAGUAGGCUGGUGGACAUGGCAUUUGAAGGAUGCCAUUCACCAGGCCUUCCCAUCAUUGUCAUCAUCUUCAUCGUACGUCAUUGUUGUCACCACCAUUCUCAGGAACACCAUCGUCAUCAUCACCAAGGUUAUUCCCACCAAACGUGCUUGAAACUCUUCUUUCCUUACACAACAACCCCUACUAAAUGAGUACUUUUUUGGCCUUGUCCCCUGGAAGAUAAUCUGUUUUUAACUCAACUACAGUUUCUGUGCAACUUGUACCACCAGUAACUCCCAUGCUCACCCAUGAGAGGCUACCCUUGGGCCUAUGGAAGUGCUUGGGGAUCCCCCAUAAGACCCCCGGGGCCUGUGGUUGAACAUCACUCUCUAGGUAUUUAUUAUACCCAACUCCAGUCAUUAAACCAACACCUCACAAAUCUAGGCCAGGUGUGGCCAAAGAUAGCCUUUGAUCUCUUCUGGUGCAGGCUGAAAACUUCACGAGACUAGCUCUUGAAUCUGUCCAGAGUGUCUUUACUUCUCUCUCUCUUUCUCUCUGUCUUGUCUUCUUUCCUUUCCUCUGUCCUCUCCCCCUGGGUAUUUUCCAAGUUCCCGUUCAUCUGAAAUCUAGCACCAAGUGGUGAUCCUCAGAGUGGAGAUGGGAUUUUGGGGGAGCUUUUUGGCUUUGCUUGUUUUUUUUUUCUUUCUUUUUUUUUUUUAAAGAGGAAAGAAAGAAAAGAGAAAGCCUGUUUGGUUCUCAUGUGGUGGCUUUACUGGUGAAGACCAGAGCCGCAGCUGAGUGAGUGCUCCCUCAGUUACCCAGCCAGGCCAAGAUGAUGCUGUUCACAAUAUGUAUUGCUGCUGCCUCAGCCUCGGACCACGGGGAGCCAGGCCUGUCCUCCAAGGGGGCCAUUCCAGUGACCCCGAGGAACUGCUCUGUAUCCGUUCACGCCCUCAGUGACCAAGUAAGAACAAAUGAAGUUUUUAAUUAAAAAACAGAGAAUUGUACAUAUAUAUAUAUAUAUAUGUGGUUACAACCUAAAUCUCCAACCCCAGGAGGGUCCUGUAUAGUUGACUGAAGGAGAAAAUUUAGGGGAAAAAAAAAAAGAAAAAGAUAUAGAAUAAGAAAAUUAAGCCAGUGGGAAAAGCAAAAACAAAACAAAAGAAAACAAACAUACCAAAUGGUCUGGAAGGAACUUCCAGGAGUUUAUCACCAAGCGGAACAAUCUUUGAAGCCUGAACACCUCUAAUUAUGCGGUGAUUUCGUUUUUUUUUUUUGAAACUUCAAGGAGGAAGAAAAAGCUACCCCAAAUCCUCAGAAAGUCCAGGACUGCCUAGGACCUGCGAAUUACUGCAUGAGCGUGCUAGAUUUUAGUCUGAGUUGAUCUUUUUAAAACUGCAAGUGUUGAAUACUAGAGGUUGUUUAGACUUUUUUUAUUAUUAUUAUUAUUAUUAUUAUUAUUUUUAAUUAAUUUGUCACUUCUUGUAAAAGAAAAAAAAUGGAUGAAAGUAGACUUACCUUCACCAGUUUACUUCUAAAAUGGUACUAAAGGUUUCUGUGUACUUUAAGGGACAGCUAACUGUGAUGGGACCAACUGUCUCCUCCUCUCUGUGGUGCCUGGUCUUUCCCAGGGGGUCUCAGGGAGGCCCAGAGGAGGGAGAACUCUUGUUUCUCUGGGGUGACUGGGUCCCUUGGUGAUGGGAAUCAACUCUGGGAGGCUAGUUCCAAAAAGUAGGUUUCCAUUAUUUUUGAAGACUUAGGUCUACAGGGAGAACCCUUAUUGACCUAAAUGGAAUUUUUUGGGUUCAUUUUUCUGCUCACUGGAUUCCCCCCUUUCCCCUCAGGGUUCCUCUCCUUACCCUCUGCCCCCCCCAUUGAAUUUAGAAUCAUGAUGGGGGGUCAUGGGGGUUCAUUUAGAGUCAUCAGGGGUUCCCCCAAAAAAUGUGGAGGGAAGUUACUUUGGAAUCAAUCCUGAUCUUUGACUCAGGAAAUCCUCAUUUGCCAUUAAAUUAUUGGGAAACAUGACAGAUGAGGCAAACAAUUCUGAGACUCCAGAAACAAGGCAGAGAUUUAUGCUUAGGGACCACUGUUUCCAGUAAUGUUCAAUUUUUAAUGAAUUGGGAUAAAGACUUUCCCCAGACCAGUUGGCUUAGCUUAGGCCUCAGUCACUUAUUUCCUUGGAUUGAACUCUCUAGGGAUUCAAAGCAAGUUUAAGAUUAGAAUGUGAUGUUUUGGUCAGACCAAGUGAUGGACUGAAUACUGCCUAACAUUCCAGCCAAGCUCUUUUGUCCUCCCUCCCCAUUCCCCCCUGCAAGUCCCUGGAAACCAAGGUUCUGGAGCAAGACUUUGGAAUCAGUAAGGAAGAGGAUUCCUGUAGCUAACCAGCUUUGCUCUUGAGGGACAAAAUUAAGUUCAGUUCCACGAGGCUCCUGAGAGAAAGUGCUCGACAGGUGAAGCCCCACACUUUAAAUGAUCUAAUCAGACCUUAGGGAAGUGGCUUUGCCCCCAAUAUGUCAUCUGGCCUGGCCCAUGCUCACAAAGACCCACUCAUGUCAUCACCAGACACUUUUGCCACUUCAGUGCAGGAAGGAUACUCAGGCUUCAUAAUACCAGGCCCCACUCAUUCAGAAAUCAUGAUUCUGAUGGCGUUGGGCUGAUACUUCCCUUUGUGUUAUCUAGAAAGAAUUUAAGUCAUUUGGGGGAGGGGGGGCAGGGGGCAUGUUUAACCUACUUGAGAGCACAGAUUGGUUUCAAGCCUUCUCAAGCACUUUAGAAGCUUCCAUUUAUGCAAAAUGAUUGACAGUGCUAAUUAUAAAUCAUUCUUAUCUAUUCAUUAAAGCCAGUCCCCUAAGGAUCUCUAUUAGGGAGUGCUUCCUUUGCUUGGUUCUAAUUACCGUAUGUGUUUAAAAGCAGGAAAACUACAUUUCUUUUUUUAAGUCUGUAAUCUAUACUUGAGGGGCAGUGUGCCUUUGGAGUCAGGAGGACAUAUUAGCAAUGUCAUCCUGGGCCAGGCACUUCCCAGAGCUCCAGGCAGCUCUCCAGGACCAUCCAUGUGCAUUGGGAGAGAAAAUUUCUUCAUCAGGAUUUCCCUGUAUACCAGUGAAAUUCUAGGUCUGGUUCUUUUCACCCCCUCCUCCCAAAAUACGUCAAGCUAGGCUUGCCUUUAAGUGAAGCUAACCUCACCCCCAGUCUAAACCAGUGAGCCAGAGUCCACGAUAGUCACAAUCACCUGCAGCUACUUUUGCUGCCUCUCACAGAAGGGUCAAGUUCAAGGCUAUAGCUAGUUGUACCUUAGGUGCAAAAAGAGAUGGGGGAUGGACCACUGGGAAGGGAGGAAUAAGAAAAUGCAAGGUCUCGUGGUGAAUAGAGGGUUCUCACACCUGGGUUGCACUAGGUUCUCAUCAUUCACCUAGGUUACACCAGGACCUCCUCCGCCCUUGGCAGGUUUGCCAGCCAAAUUGGCAUUGGGUUGAUUUUAUCCAUUUCUCCAGCCCUGGUGAUAUGAGCCAGUGGGCCAUAAAGUCAAACCAGGAGGGUCGAAGUAGAAACAACUCCAGCAGCAUGGGGUAGUGGAAGGGGGACCAGAUUGACUCGAGAAAUCUGAGCUCCAGAAUUGGCCUUGACACAAACUCACUACUUGACCUAGCCUGGUGACUUCCCUCUGGACCUUAGUUUCCUCCUUUAGUAAAGAACCUUAGUGAGGGUGGGGAGGAUAUUUCACAAAGAUGUAAUAGAUGCGGCAGCAUCUCACUGCAAGAAAUUUUGGUUCAGACUGCCCCCAGGCAAACACAGCUGCCCUUUCCGGUACUCCAGUGGAGGCAGGGACAGCUCCAAGAAAACUCCACUGGGGUCUUAGAAGCAUGAGAUACCAUGAGGGUCAUCUGUGUUUCUUUGCCAGAGAACAAUGGGGGCAUUGGGCUGGGGUCUUCCUGCCAUCUCUCUAAGGAGACCUGAAUCUACCUCAUGCUUCCCUCUCCAUGCUCCAAAGCGCUGACCCAUCUCCUCCCCAAGCCUUGUCAACUCUCUAGGUCCUGCUCUACCACACUGUUGGCUCGGAUCAGAGUGUGUGUGCUGCUGUGCCUCCAGCCCAGGGGCCUGGUUGGCAGACAAAGGCUUCAGAAGCUCCUUUUACCCUAGCCAGUAGGCUACAACUCCAGAAUUCAUCCCUCCUCUCUCCCCCACUUCUCCCCCACCAACGCCCUCUGGGCACGAGCCUUUCUGCUGUUAGCUGAGCUUGUCCUUUUCUGGGCUCAUCCUUGAAGCCUCUCCAGCUUAGGAAAUCCUGUCUCAGCUUGGCAUCAUCUUUGAGAGCCAUGGGGUCACUUUCAUGCCACAGUGAAACAUCAAAGGGAAGACUUUAGGGGAGGGCAAGACCAUGGUCUUAAGUGGACCCAAAAGUUAGUUCCUUAGGGGAAUGGUAACUGGCAUUUUAAGUCCUUAAUGUUUAAAAUCCUCCUGAAACACACAUACAUGCGCACACAUAUGCACCACCACCAGGAAAAACAGCAUGGCACUGCCUCUCUGAGCUCCAGGUUUCAUAGAAUCAAUGGGACAUCUUGGUCCCCACUUUUCCCCUAAGAUAACCAAAUUUACAUCGACUCCAUUUUCUUUAUUAUUAAGCCUCUUGGAGGAAACCCUCCUGACUGUUUCCCCCUCCCCACUCUCCAACCCCCCAGUUUUGGAAUCAGCAGCUCAAAUCCUUGGCCUCACCAGAUAGGAUAGAUAUAUUUAGAGAGAGAUUUAUAUUUUUAAGAUGAAGCGCACAAUUAGCUGUCCCUUAACGUCGUCGUCCACAUUUCAAAUGGAGAGAAGACAGAUGGUUUUAAUGGUCUGAUCAGUGGUUCUGAUAAACAUGACUCAGUCGCUCCACGUUGGAAGCAGUGGGGCCCAUAGAUCCUUGUGCCCUUGGAUUGUGUAAAUAUUCCCGCUAUUUCCUAUUUUAAUGUUCUUCAGAUUUAGUACUUGUAAAUAAAAGCGCAUCAAGGAGAGAUUAAACAUUUUUGCUAAA
Vombatus ursinus (common wombat) is the source of this 12767-nucleotide messenger RNA. It is a transcript of the gene PLXNA1, whose product is annotated as plexin A1. Gene Ontology annotation, molecular function: protein binding; semaphorin receptor activity. Lineage: Eukaryota; Metazoa; Chordata; Mammalia; Diprotodontia; Vombatidae. The coding region runs from base 165 to 5804 and encodes 1879 amino acids. Gene Ontology annotation, biological process: regulation of cell shape; positive regulation of axonogenesis; regulation of GTPase activity. Gene Ontology annotation, cellular component: semaphorin receptor complex. The record is from RefSeq and is a predicted model, not a curated record. The transcript is spliced from 32 exons.